AUGAAUGCUGACAUCUCGAACCCUAAGGUCAACUUCACCUGGCAAAUGGACGUUUUCAAACAAUACGCGGCUGUUCUUGAUUCGAUGGCCGGGUACAGCAAUCUCCUGGGCCUUCUUAUUGGAAGUGAAAUUGUCGCCGGUCCAGAUAUGGAGGAUCAAGGCUCUACGGUUCACCUAGCCCCAUAUCUGAAGGCUGCGGCUCGAGAUAUGAAAGCGUAUACUGCCGCUAUGCAGCAUCGUUCUAUACCGAUUGGGUACGCCACAAGUGCGGAGUAUACCUACAUGCAAGACUUGGGAGAAUAUCUUGUUUGUGGAGUGGCGUGGCAAGUCGUCCAUGGGGGAUCUCGUUACGACGAUUUGACUUCCAAGCUAGAAAGCCUAGCGGUUCCCAUAUUCCUGUCUGAAGAUGGUUGCAACAUCCCUGUCCCGCAGCUGCUUCGGGACCAGUCCGCGACUUUUGAGCCUAAUAUGCCAAGUAUAUGGAGUGGUGCAAUCGUCUACGAGUGGAGGGAAGAAGGGAGUAACGAUGGGCUGGUUUCAUACACCACUUCUGGCGUUAGUACGCCAACAACGUUGGCCGGCUACGAUGCUCUGAAAAGCAAGUGGUCUGCUGUGCCUGCAAAUACCCAACCCCCAUCUACAUUUUCUUCUCUUUCCUGUCCCACGUCGAUAAACCCACACUGGUCUAUCAACCCCAGCGCGGCAUUGCCAACGAUUGCAGGUCUUGACUUUGCGACCAUCACACCAGUGGGUGUCAUCGGUACUGCCCAUGGCACCAGGACGCUUACUAGUCGAAGCACUCCCAGCAGUAACCCCAAAAGCAAGCAUGACGUUGGUGUUAUGGCCGGAAUUGGUGUCGGUGUUGGGCUCGGCGUGGUGCUCAUUUUUGCUGCUGUAAUAACCUUUUUUGUACGGCGUCAUCGAAAAAAGCGAGCCAUAAAUACAGGCUCGUCGGUGACAGAGACCUCGGACACACUCGGUGCAGGAAUCCCUGAUCCCAGUGCUCCCCUGACUGAAAUGUCUCACACUGCUCCGUCGGGUGACCUAGUCUAUGCUGGUUCACCCAGUGGACUGCCAGGUUCGGAUCUCAGGUCCCAAGAGCUUAACUCUGUUGUGGCUCACAAGGUUCACAAGGAGGAGGUGUAA
Molecule: messenger RNA, 1146 nt
Organism: Penicillium verrucosum
Lineage: Eukaryota; Fungi; Ascomycota; Eurotiomycetes; Eurotiales; Aspergillaceae
Product: Glycoside hydrolase superfamily
Exons: 4
Coding region: 1-1146 (381 amino acids)
Biological process (GO): fungal-type cell wall (1->3)-beta-D-glucan biosynthetic process
Cellular component (GO): fungal-type cell wall; cytoplasm
Molecular function (GO): 1,3-beta-glucanosyltransferase activity
Source: RefSeq, a predicted model, not a curated record